GCUUUAGUACUACAGAUUUCAAUCUCCCCACUAUUAGCAGGACAGUGCAAAGUCCAGAUUUCAUUCGUCCUAAUAUGUCAAAGCUAAAUCUAGUUGUGUGUGGGAGCGACGACACAUUAAAAUCCUCCAUAUCAGAGCUGAUCCUGCAGCAGACAGACAGAAGAUCAGACGUGGAUCUUCAUGGUCGUCUGAUCAAUCUGGUGGAGCUUCCAGCUCUGAUUCGUCUCUCAGAGGAGGAAGUGAUGCGUCAGACUCUCCGCUGUGUGUCUCUCUGUCAUCCUGGAGUUCAUGUUUUCGUUGUCAUUAUUCCUGUUGGUCCUCUUACUAAUGACAACAAAGCAGAAAUAGAGAUGAUCCAGAACAUAUUUGACUCCCAAAAGCACUUCAUGGUGAUAUUUACCUCUGAAAUGAGUGUUCAUGAACCUGUCAUUCAUUUUGCUAAAUCUGUCGUUGACUCUCAGAGCCUCUGUGGGGGUCGAUAUAAAGUGAUUGGAUUAAAGGAACCUGUAAACUCCCGACAGAUCCCAGAACUGCUGGAUUAUAUAGAGAACAUGAAGACUGAACCCUAUUCAGCUCAGAUGUAUGUGAGAACUCAAGAGAACAGAGUCAGACAUGAACUGGAGGAACAACACAAGAAAGAAAUGAAGAAAAUGGAAGAUCAAAUCAAAGAAUUCACGCAGAAGAUUCAGUCAGAAGGAGCUGAAGAUGAACAAGAUGCUCUGAAGUGUCUGAGGAUUGUGCUGAUCGGGAGGACAGGAAAUGGAAAGAGUGCAACAGGAAACACUAUUCUGGGAAGAGAGGAGUUUGUAAGUGAACCAAAUGCAGAUUCAGUGACGACUGUUUGUCAGAAGGGAGUCGGUGAAGUUGAUGGUCGAUCAGUAGCUGUUAUUGAUACUCCAGGACUCUUUGACACGACACUGAAAAAUGAACUAGUGGUGGAAGAAAUAAUGAAAUGUGUUUCACUGUCGUCACCUGGACCUCAUGUGUUUGUCAUUGUGGUGAGUGUAGGACAAUUCACAGAUGAAGAGAAUGAGACAAUGCAACUGAUAAAGAAGAUCUUUGGUCAUAAAGCUGCUCAAUUCAGCAUCGUUCUGUUCACUAGAGGAGACGAACUCGGGAGCAAAUCUAUAGACGAUUAUGUGAAGAAAAGUAACAAUGCAGAACUGAAGAAACUGAUCAGAGAUUGUGGAAACAGAUUCCUGGUUUUCAAUAACAGGGAAAAACAGGAUAAAACUCAAGUGAUUCAACUGUUAAACAUGAUAGAAGAGGUGAAAAAAACAAAUGAGGGUCGAUAUUUCACUAACAGCAUGUUUGAGGAGGCAGAGAUGUCCAUUAAAAAGAGAAUGGAGGAAAUAAUGAAAGAGAAAGAAAGAGAAAUUCAGACUCAACAUGAGAAAUUGAGAGUCAAAUAUGAGACAGAAAUGGAAGAGCUCAAGAAGAGACUCGAAGAAGAGAAAAGAAAAGCAGAUGAGGAGAAAAUACAAAGAGAGAAUGAGUUCAGACAAAAAGAGGAAAAACUUAAAAAAGAUUUUGAGAAAAAAGAGAAAACAGAACAGAAAAAACGAGAGACUGAAAACCAGAAACGAUUGAGACAGGAAAAACAGCAAAGAGCUGAAUAUGACAGAGAAAUGGAAAAGAUGAAGAGAGAGAUUGAAAAUCAGAGAUUACAGUUUGAAAAACAGCAGAAAGAAAGAGAAGAAGAAGAUAGAAAGAGAGAAGAGAAAAACAGACAAGAUCAAGAAAAGAUGAAACAUGAACAAGAAUGUAUUAUAGCAGAAUUACAGAUGAAACAAGAAGAAGAAAAUAAGAAGAGAGAAUCUGAGGAAAGAGAAAGAACUGAACAAGAAGAGAAACAGAGAGAGGAAUGGAAUAGAAAAAUAAAAGAGGCUGAACAUGACAGAAAAGAGAUUCAAGAAGAAAUUAAACGACAGCAGAAAGAAUGGGAAGAUGAAAAGAAACGGCAGACAAGAGAACGAGAGGAAGAAGAAAGAAAGAUGAAAGAGAAACACGAGAAACAACUGAGAGAAAAACAAAAAGAACUGGAGAAAAUGAGAAAGAAAUUUGACAGAGAGAGAGAAAAAGAAAGGCAGAAGAUAGAGAAGGAGAGACAGAAACAGAAAAGAGAGAGAGAAGACAAAGAGAGAGAAUAUGAGGAAAAGAAACAGAAAAUGGAAACAUAUUAUGAACAACUGGAACAAAAGAGAAAAGAAGAGUGGGAGAGAAGAAAACAAGAAGAUGAUGAGAAACAAGAAGAAGAGAGAAAGAGAUGGAAGAAAAUGAUUAAAGAUCUGAAACAAGAGCAAGAAAAAGAGAAAAAGAAAAGAGAAAAGGAGGAGAAGAAGAGAAAAGAAAAAGAAGAGAAAGAGAAAGAUGAAAUGAAGAAGGAAUAUGAGGGGAAAAUGAGAGCCAUGAAGAAGAAACAUGAAAAUGAAGCCAGAAAACAAGCAGAAGAACUGAAUGAUUUGAGAGCUGGAAAAGAGGAGCUCACACAGAAACUAAAUGAAGAUAAAAAACAUUAUGAAUUACUGGAAGACCUCUUUCAACACAUAAAAGAUGAGAAAAAAGAAGAAGCGGAAAAAUUAAAAAAAAGGAUUGCAGAUUCAAACAGACAAUGUUCUAUUAUGUGAAUCUUUUUCAUCCUUAUAAAGGAGCCAGAAUUAAAGCUGUGGUGUAAGUGAACUACCAAUACAUAAUAAAACAGGCAUAAAUGAAGAAACAAGACCUGCAGACUUUCAGAGUAAAUAUGGGGGAAAACUUUUACUUGUAAUCUCACAUAUCUGCAACCAUUGCACAUUUAUGUGGUGGUAAAUGUUUAGCUUUUUGUUCACUUUCAGUUUGACCGUAACCUACAGCUCAUUUUUAUAGCUCAUUAAAAUGGCCACUUUUAGGGUCUGAGCCAAAACAGAGAUAUAUCCACCCGCAGCACCAACAGCACCAAUAGAUUCAGAACCACAGUCAGUGAGGGGCGGAGCUUACGGACUUAACAGAGCAGCGCCACCUACAGUUUUGAAGCCUAAUUUGCUUUUAUUUGACCAGAAAUGUCACACUUGAUUGUAUACAUAUUAUAACAACAUAUUAUGGUACAUUGAACAUUUUAAAACAUUUAUCUUAUAUAAUUGCAUAUAGUUAUUCGUUUGGUUGUCGUAUGUAAGAUAUUUCCUGUUCAUGAUAUUAAAUGUCCAGUAUCUACCUUUCAGAGAAAAACCCCAAAGUUCUCCAGAAGAAUAAGUGUCCACCAUCUCUGUAUGUUGGAAUGUCACGCAUUUCCCUAAAGCAUAGUUAGCAAACUGUGGUCGUUAGUUCCACUGAACUCGACCUUGGCUGCUUUUGGGAAACACACCCCUGGCCGGUUCUAUGUUAAAAUGGCAGUGUCUGUCCACAUUUGUGGGUGGGGCCUGUGGAGAACUGAAAACAGGUCAUCAGGAGACUCUGAUAUGAUUAAUGAGGAUUACAAAAAAAUCAUUCAUCAUUAUAGAGUGGUUGUGUGCACACACUGCCAACACAUAUUUAUGUCCAAACAACAUGCAAAAGUGAGUUUUACAUUAUAGGUGUUUUUUAACAUUCAGUUAUUUACUGGUAACAGAAGAUCAUUCUUCAACAAACAGGUUUUGAAAAAAUAGAAAAAAAAAAAUCUUUUUAAUUUUAAGUUUAUUAAACCUUUCAACAAAAUAUUUAAAAAAAAAAAAAAAAACAGUUUUGAUGUUUGGUAUUUGGUCAAUGAGACUUAAUCAGUGUUGGGGUAACAGAUUACAAGUAAUGCCAGUUACAUAAUCAGAUGAUUUUUUUUUUUUUUUCAAGUAACUAGUAACUUAAUUACACAUUACUUUUUAAUUUACAAGAAAAAAAAAACUUUUUUUAUUAUUUUUAUUUUCUUGUUUCAUUUCUUUAUGAUUAUUUAUAUUUUGUUAUUUGAAUAAUAAACAUUACGAUUUCAUUUGUGUGCUGAAUUUUGACUCCCUUCCAGAAUUGGCCUUUUGUAUGUACAUGAUGCCAUUUGAUCAGCCAAAUAAAUUUAACAUGUUUGUGAUGCACUUUCAUUUUUAUUUCAUUUCAUUAAUUGCUAUGCAGUUAUUACAUUCUUAUGUGGUUAUAAAUGUUUUGUUUUCUGUUUUUUA
Messenger RNA from Labeo rohita (rohu), 4115 nucleotides. RefSeq names its product golgin subfamily A member 6-like protein 6. The record is from RefSeq and is a predicted model, not a curated record. The transcript has 5 exons. Bases 75 to 2627 code for a protein of 850 amino acids. Gene Ontology annotation, molecular function: GTP binding. NCBI's taxonomy places the organism in Eukaryota, Metazoa, Chordata, Actinopteri, Cypriniformes, Cyprinidae.